AGUCAAGGCGCAUAUCACAGUACGCGAAGAUGCACAGCCGGUCGUAACAAAACCGUUUCGGGUACCUUAUGCGAUGAAGGGAGCAGUGGAAAAAGAAUUGACGCGCUUGCAAGAAAAUGGCGUACUUACCCAGGUGGAGCACAGCCAAUGGAGCACAGGCAUAGUGGCCGUGCCCAAGAAAGACGGUAGCGUACGAAUUUGCGGUAACUAUAAGACCACAGUGAAUCCAAAUCUCGAACCGGUACCUCCUCCAAAUAUCAAUGUCGAAGAUAUUCUAGCGAAUUUGAAUGGAGGGGUCCUCUUUUCGAAGUUAGACUUGGCACAUGCGUACAAUCAGUUGGAACUCGAUGAAGAGUCAAAGAAGUAUUUGAUACUCUCAACCCACAAGGGUCUGUUUCAACAGAAUCGACUCGUGUUUGGAAUUACCAGUGCACCGAGUAUUUGGCAGCAGACGAUUGAACAAGUUUUGCAAGGACUCCCGGGUGUCCAAGUAUACCUAGACGACAUUUUAGUAACCGGUCGUACUGAGCUAGAGCACUACGAGAAUCUAGACAAAGUGCUCACGCGCUUAGAAGAGAGAAAUCUCACUCUAAGGCAGGAGAAAUGCAGGUUUGCGCAAGAAUCGAUUGAGUUUUUGGGGCAUGUCAUUGAUAGGAGCGGAGUACAUAAGACCCCCGACAAAAUGAAGAAGCUCGAGGAGCUAGAAAGACCACAAAGUGUUUCAGAGUUGAGGUCUUAUUUAGGCCUAUUGAACUAUUACAGGAAGUUCAUACCUAAUUUGGCCCACGAAAUCGCGCCGCUUACAGACUUAUUGAAGUCAGAACGAAAAUUUGUGUGGAAUAUCGAAGCAGAGCGAGCAUUUCUACGCUCCAAGUCAUUGUUGAAAUCAUCGGGAUUUCUUGCACAUUUUGAUCCGACUUUACCGAUGACGGUUGCCACGGAUGCCAGUCCGAUAGGAAUAGGGGCGGUUCUAUCGCAAAUUUAUGCGAGUGGUGAGGAAAGGCCAGUCAUGUUUGCCUCACGUGCGUUGACAAAGGCAGAACGCAAUUAUCCGCAAAUAGAGAGAGAAGCGUUGGCGAUAGUGUUCGCACUUAGAAGAUUCCACAUGUAUAUAUUCGGUCGUAAGUUCACACUGGUGACUGACAAUAAGCCACUCACAGCUAUAUUCGGACCGUACAAGAGCUUGCCUGCUCUAGCAGCCAAACGGAUGCAGCGAUGGGCGAUGUACCUGGCAGGCUUUGAUUAUGAUAUUCGAUAUCGUACAUCCCAAGCGAAUGCCAAUGCCGAUUGUUUUUCACGGUUACCUGACAGAAAGGAAGAACCGGAUGUUCAAGAACCGGAAAAUGUAGCUAUCUGUCACGUAGAUGCUUUACCGAUGAGUUAUGAGGAAUUGCGCAACGCGACGCGCAAGGACAAGACACUGUCGAGAGUAAUGCGCUAUUCUCUAGAUGGGUGGCCUAAGCGGUUACCGGAAGCAGACAAAGAUCUGCAAGGCUUCUAUGGGCGCAGAUUCGAGAUUACCAUAGAAAAAGGAAUUUUGUUAUGGGGAAUGCGAAUCGUGGUACCACUGAAAAUGCGCAGUGCAGUUUUGCAAGAAGUACAUGAAGGGCACUUAGGCGUAGUCAAAAUGAAGGCCAUUGCGCGCAGCCAUGUAUGGUGGCCUGGCAUUGAUGCGCAAAUUGAAGAUGCGGCGAAGCAAUGUCAAACAUGUCAGGUGGUUCAGAAGCAACCAUCGCCAAGUCCAUUGCAUCCAUGGAUCCCAGCAACGCGGCCUAUGGAGAGGAUUCAUGUAGAUUUUGCGGGUCCCUUGGAAGGACUGAUGUUCAUGAUUGUUGUUGAUGCAUAUAGUAAAUGGCCAGAGGUGACUAUUAUGCCAAAUAUUACUACCGAGAAAACCAUUGAAGCAUUGAGAAGCAUAUUUGCAAGAUUUGGACUACCACAGAUCCUAGUAUCGGACAAUGGUCCACAGUUUACAUCCGCGGAAUUCACAGAAUUCAUGAAGUUGAAUGGAAUAGUGCAUAAGCGAAGCGCGCCCUAUCAUCCGAGUACAAAUGGGCAGGCCGAGCGUUUCAUACAAUCAGUGAAACAAGCACUGAGAGCAUCCAAAUCAGACGCAGGAAAUGUUCAGUCGAGAUUGGACAGAUUUCUUUUGGCAUACCGGAAUGCCGCACAUUCGGUUACGGGCGAAUCUCCCGCAGCGUUGUUCUUGAAUAGACCUUUGCGUAGUAGGUUGGAUAACCUCCGCCCUAACGUCACAAGAAGGUUUGCGAGCCAAUUACACGAGCAAACCAUGCAGAGAGAAACACACAGGAAGACCAAUAGAUUGCGAAAAUUUGAGAUAGGUGACCAUGUUUUGGCCCGUGAUUAUGUAGGAAGGAUUAGAUGGGUACCAGGUCAAAUAGUAGACAGGGAAGGUCCUUUAGGAUACAAAGUACAGGUUGAGAAAGGGGUAUGGCGAAGACAUGUAGAUCAAUUGUUGCCUAGAUUAGUAAAGGAAGAUGGAGAGACUGAAACUCCAGGUACAGAGUUUGACUUAGAUACAGAGAUAGAAAAGUUACAGAGUAGAUACAAUGAUGUUGGUAGAGAUCCAAUAGGUAUUGGUACCAGGGAGCCUCAAACUAGGGCAGAUUUGUCUAUGCUAGAACCAUCUCAACGAAUGGGUAGUAUGGAAAAUGAAACAAAUGGGAAUCAGGUGGAUUUUCCCAAACCUGACAGCUUCAGGUUGAGAAGAUCUGACAGGGUAAGAAAGCAACCCAGUAGACUUGUUGAAACUAUGUGAGUUAAAGAUUUAUUGGUGUCAUUGCAUCUGGUGUUCAAAGGUGUCACAAAAGUCUGUGACCAGUUGUUUUGUUUAUUUUGCAUAUUGAUGUUAAAGGUUAACUAUUACAAACAGUAGCAUUAACUUAUUUUCUUUGGAGAUAAUAUGUUCAGUUUUUACCAUGAACCAUGGAAAAGUAGGUUCUUUGGAGAUUUAACAUUAACAAACUCAUUAAAUAUGAGAGAUGCAUAUGUUAAAAAUUUAUAAGUACUAGAGAAGCAAACACAAAUAAUUACCCAAAACGAACAGUUACUUUGGUUGAGUGAUAUUUUAUUACACAGUUAAACUCACAAAAAUGUAAAUUUGACAGACUUGGUUUCAUUACAGAAUAAUAUUUAUACUUGGAUAUGUGAAGGUAUUACAGUAAAGAAUGUUUAUUCUACUAUCGAAAACGGACAUGGGUAAACCAAUAGUAUGAUACAUUGAAUAAUUGGUAGUAAUGGUUCAAUUAUCAUGUUUUUGUUAUUUUAAGGUGAAUUACAAGUGACAGAAUUACAUAUUAAUAUGUAUGAAAUGCAUAUUUCUUUAUACCACAGGUAUACAACUUUUAUAUUAGGAGGGGAGAGAAAUGUUAGAUAUACAUAUUGCAUUGAUACAGUUGGCACUUCAUAGAUAGCGUAGUAACGACAUAGUUACUCAUUGAACUCCGUGUUAUACGAACUUGAUGUAGUGUGAAUCCAGAGUUUGUGCGUAUUAAAGAUGAACGUUGAUCAAACACAGUUGUAGUCUUCGAGACUGAUUACUGGAUGUUCCCUAUAAAGAACCCUAUAAAUACACAACAAUUAUGAAGUAUCAGUCCUAGAUAAAGGGGAAGGAGAACUCAUUGCCGUGUAUCGUCCUGGAUCAGUGAGUGAUGAAAAGGAAUACUUGAAAUGUUAUUAGUGUUACUGAUUUAUUGUGAAAUCUGAGCUGUGGAAACACAAAUGCUGUUUGAAAUCAGAUCAUGAACAUGAUCCUAUGCUUCCAGCAAAGAAUAGGAGAGACAAUAAGAGCUACAUACAUGUAGCGAGAAGGCUGAUCCUUACAAGAAAUUCUACCAUAUAUGAAGAAUGAUAGUUACCAGACUUGUCUGAUCAGACAAACUGAUAAUGGCAUUUGCUGAAGUGUUAACAGAGAAACAUAGUCAUGAUAAGAUCAAGACUCGUGCAUCAGGCAAAGGUUGAGAGAGAUUGCCACAAUAAUGCAGUAGUAGAGGAAAUAAUGAUGGGAAGGCAAAUGCUGACCGUGCAAGUGUGCUUAAAAAUUUAUGGAAAUUGUAAAGUCUACAAGGCUGGCAGCAGGAAUCAAGGCAUAAAGUCAGUUCUACCCCAUCACUAGUAUUGCUUUCAAAAUUGGCCAUAGCCUGAAAGCAUGCUGUGAGAUUCUUCAAGGGCAAAGUCUAAUCAAGACUGAUGGAACUGUUGAAAAACAUAUGAUAUAAAAAGACAAUACUUAUAUGGUGUAAAUUUUAAAUGACAAAAGAUGUUACACAUUUACUAUGAUUAUUUUUUUUGUAAUUCAUGUUUUAUUGAUCAUUUUCAUCAAAAUACACAUAACGAAACAUUCAUGAUAUAAUGGAUCACAUAUAAAAGUUCAGAUGACGUUGGCAUAUAAAAUAACAUGUCUAACAUACAAAAUAGUAUAAGAUAAGAAAACAUAUAUGUUUGUUUACAACAACAACAAAAAAUGAUUAUUGCAAUCUAUGAUUAUUGCAAUCCAACUUUUUAAGUCCGGUUGAAGAUUUGAGGGUUGAAGAAACCUUAACUGAGUAUGUGUGGAUUAUUAUUGCAAAAGCAUUAUUCACUACAGACAAGCAGGAAAAGACAGUGUUAAACUUCUUGGGUGGUAUUCUGAUAGCCAUGCUUAAGUUAAACCUGGCUGAAUUUAGACCAGACUUUUAUGGAGUGCCAGUUGUCAGCACAUAUUGCUGUACAAUCUAUCUAAAGUAGACAGCACAUAUUUAUGUACAAGCAAUCUUCAGUAGACAGCACAUAUUUUUUGGUAGAAUUAUAUUAAGCAAUCUUGAGUAGAAAACAUAUAUUUGGUACAGGUGUAUUAAGCUUUCUUCAGUAGACAGCAUAUAUUUCUGUACAAGCUUUUUUCAGUAGACAGCAUAUAUUUCUGUAGACAGCAUAUAUUUAUGUACAAGCUUUCUUCAGUAGACAGCACAUAUGUAUGUACAAGCUUUCUUCAGUAGACAGCAUAUACUUCUGAACAAGCUAUCUUCAGUAGACAGCAUAUAUUUAUGUACAAGCUUUCUUCAGUAGACAGCAUAUACUUCUCAACAAGCUAUCUUCCGUAGACAGCACAUAUUUAUGUACAAGCUUUCUUCAGUAGACAGCAUAUACUUCUGAACAAGCUAUCUUCAGUAGACAGCAUAUAUUUAUGUACAAGCUUUCUUCAGUAGACAGCACAUAUUUAUUUACAAGCUUUCUUCAGUAGACAGCAUAUACUUCUGAACAAGCUAUCUUCAGUAGACAGCACAUAUUUAUUUACAAGCUUUCUUCAGUAGACAGCAUAUACUUCUGAACAAGCUAUCUUCAGUAGACAGCACAUAUUUCUGUACAAGCUUUCUUCAGUAGAAAGCAUAUAUUUCUGUCCAAGCUUUCUUCGGUAGACAGCAUAUACUUCUGAACAAGCUUUCUUCAGUAGACAGCAUAUGGGCGAUUCCACACUAGAACUUCAAAAAUAUCAUACAUUUAAACAUGCUUUCAAUAAGUCAUAAGUAGUGUAAUAUUUUACUAUGAUACCUAAAUUUUAUGAAAAUUAUGAGUUUUAACCAAAAGUGAAGUCAGAUAUAGUUUUUUUGGGGGGAACAAUGGAAUUUUCAAUUUUCAAUAACUUUGCUAAUUAAAUAGUCAAAUACAAACACUGCCUGAAACAAUUAUUGGCAAAGCACGAGAAGAUUGAAAAUAUUGCAGGUCAAUGGAAUAAUAUAUCAUUGAUGGUUCCAAAUAAUGUCUACAACAUUUUCAUGAUCCAUAAUAGGGGCAGCCCUGAUUUUUCCGAACCUAUUUUUGGCAAUGUCCCGUACGACACAUGAAAAUGCAAAAGUUUUUCCUACAAUUUUAUUUUUGAUGAUGCAAUUUCAUAAUAUCAGUUUCUCUUUCUUUGACCCAUGGGUGAUCGAUUUAUCCCAUAAAGAUCUAAUUACUGCCCUUCAUUUUUCAAUAAUUGUCCUAUUAAAAGUUGUCCCGUACGACACACACUGUGUCGUACGGGACAUGUCCCGUGCGACACACAAUAUAUAAUGCAUUUAAUUGCAGGAUUUGGAUUCAGAAACUAUAAGUAGUAGGCCUAUUUUAAUUCAAGUAACUGAUUUGACAUAAAGUGAACUGAAAAAAUACUUUUUUAAUCUCCAUAGAACAUGAAAUAGGUGAUUCUAACCAUUUUAAUUGAUUUCAUGUAGGUGUAUUCUUUUGUGAAUCCCUUCAACUAAACUGGUGAUUUUCACUCGUCAGAGCAGGUUAAUUUCUUUGUCACUGAGCAUGAAAAGAAUACCUUUAUAAUUGAUUCACCCUAACCUGGAAGAUGUCUUCCUCUUGCAUGCUAAUUAGGAAUUAUUAUAAGACGUAAAAACAAAAUUACAUAUCAAUCAACUAUUUGGACUUCCCUGGAUGAUCACAAUUUUUUAUAUACAGUAUUGAAACUCCUUACUUUUUUCAAGUUGUUCAAAAAAAAAUCUGGAAAAUAAGACAAACCAUAUGGUUUCAUGAAAUGCAGAAAGGUUUGAAAAAGUAGAACCGCAUUUCUUUAGAAAAAAAUAUUUUGUGGAAUUACAAGUGAAAGUUGUGACAUAUAUCAUGUAUAUAUACAUUUUAUAUGAAAAAUUAUAACAUUUUAGCCCCAUAAUUUACACAAACAGUUUUAUUCAUUCAUUGUUUAAAUAGUGUAUUGGAAAUCAUCAAUUAAUUCACUAAAAUAUAACUUCACACAAAACCUCAGGUUUUUCAGCUCGUAAAAAUGCUGUGAACCCUUGUACAUUUCCCAUCAUGAAAAAAAUAAUGAUAACAUAUUGCUCCCGAUUGUAUAUAUUGAGGUUACUUAAUUAUAUUGUCCUGAAUGACUACUUAUUAAAAGACUUUUCAUUAAAAAGGAAGAAUUUAGGGGCAAUGUUCCCCUUCUGAUUGAUAAAAAGUUCAUUGUUUUAUUCAGGCUGCCCAGUACAACACGCAAGUGCCUGUACAACACACAAGUGUCCCGUACGACACACAAGUGUCCCGUACGACACAUUAUUUUGUUUAUGAUAUAUUGACAGAAAUAUUCAGCCAAUAGCGGUUUCUAACAUAAUGAAUGUCUUUAGUUUGAUAGGAUUAUCAUUAUCAUCAGCCAAAUAAAGUGAUUGAAGAAGUCAAAGAGACAUAAAGUAAGAAAGUUUGGCUUCAAUUUAGAGAUGUCCCGUACGACACAUUUUGAGUGUCCCGUACGCCACAAUGUUCUCGAAAAUUGUAAUUUGCUUUAUUUAUUCAUGAAUGUUUAUUUUGCUUUCUUUCAUAGAUGUGUUUAUUCUUGGGUAAUUGAAUAUCAGAGUUCAGUUUCUAUGAAAAUUAUCUGUCCAACUCACAGACUUUAGAGUACAAACUUGAGGUUUCGAAAAAAAACACUUUUUCUGCGUCCGUACGACACAUUACUAUUUUAAAUCUGUAUUAUACAGGAUGUGAAUUCAAGUCAUUUUAAGACUUGGUUUUUCUAACACUCUGGUAGUACUUGAUGAUCACCUUUAGUUACUGGAAUAUUUUUUUGUUUUUCUUGUAAAAAAACUGUCAAAUGUUCUCUAAAUGUCCCGUACGACACGUAUGGAAUCACCCAUAUAUUUCUGUACAAGCUUUCUUCAGUAGACAGCAUAUAUUUCUGUACAAGCUUUCUUCAGUAGACAGCAUAUAUUUCUGUACAAGCUAUCUUCAGUAGACAGCAUAUAUUUAUGUACAAGCUUUCUUCAGUAGACAGCAUAUAUUUCUGUACAAGCUAUCUUCAGUAGACAGCACAUAUUUAUGUACAAGUAUAUUAAGCUAUCUUCAGUAGACAGCACAUAUUUAUGUACAAGCUAUCUUUAGUAGGCAGCACAUAUUUUUGUACAAGUAUAUUAUGAAGAUAUCUUCAGCAGACAGCACAUAUUUCUAUUUUUGGUUGAAUUACCAUCAUUAGUUUGAAAGUUUAUGGAUCUGAUUCAUGAAACUUGGACAUAAGAGUAAUCAUCAAGUAUUACUGAACAUCCUGUGCGAGUUUCAGGUCACAUUCUAACCAAGAUCAAAGGUCAAUGAACUUUGGCCAUUUCGGGGUAUUUGUUGAAUUACCAUCAUAACUCUGAAAUUGUAUUGGUACAGUUCAUAAAACUAGGUCAUAAGAGUAAUCAAGUAUCACUGAACAUCCUGUGCGAGUAAAUAUUAUUGUUAAAUUCUCUGUUCCCCUUUGAUAUGACAUCAUAAUGAUCUGCUUUAGUGUUACAUGGUUCCAAGCUGAGAAUGUAUUUUUUGUUUGAUAAUGAUUACAAUUCAUCUUGUAAUUCAUUUAAGUGUAUUUAUUCCUUCAUUCACACAGGCUGUUUGCUUAGAAAUUCAUUAAUUUUUACAGGGCUAUUGGAAGAAGUCGCUCAGCAAUAAGUUUAGAGAUUGCAGGAAGCAUCAGGAACGCGACAAUCCGUUGGCACAAAUGGGAAAAAAAACAAAGUCAACUACAUCCAAACGAGACCAAGCAAACAAGCAGAUGUAUGGUAUCAAAAACUACCUACCUCCGCCCCCUGAGGGUGAAGAUGAAGGAACCAUCAGUGAACAUAUGUCAAGAUGCUCCAGACUGAAUCCAGAAAAACAAGACAGGACAAGGAAAUGAUAUAUCAUCUCAUGUCUGUCACUUUAACUCAUAGGCGAAAUGGUAUGAUCAACAGCAACUGGACUGUACCAUACAUGAAGGAGAUGUAAACUUGCCUUUUUCUUCAAGAUCAGGUAAGUUUAAAGACAUUGGUUAACAUUGUGAGAGCGCCCCCCCCCCCUUUCGCACAAUAUACCUGAAACGCAAAAUGCCCUCGCAGCGAAGUUUAAACACUUUUGUCCCUUCCAAUCUUCCGCAUCUUUUAAGACCAUUUGCACGAUAGAGUCACGCAUAAUUUUGUACUUUCAUUUCGCACCAAAAAUUGCUGGUAAAUGUGUUACUUUAAUCAUUUUUGCAUCUGGUUGUUUUUUUUUAUUCAUCUUAACAUAAAUCUAAAAAGACUGAUCAGGCAGCUCAGUUUUGAAUUUUUUAAAUCGAUCAACCACAAUGUUAACCAGUCGCUUAAGUUGUCAACUGCUCAACAAAAUUAAUUAUAUGAACAACUGAUACAUGAAUUUAAAAUGGCCAAUAUGUAGGCUCAUUUAAAUUUCAUACAUUUUUGCUCAUCAAUGGGAAUCUGAUGCAGUGGUCAUUAGAUAACUAGAGUGUCACUGAUUCUAACUUGUGUGAGGUCAAAGAUAUAAGCUAGGAGUCAAGUUGGGUCAUUGAUGCAAAGGAGUAAGAAUUCAUAAAUGGCCUUGGAAAUAAUUCUUGAUUGUGUCACAUGCCCAUUCUGUUUCUUCAAUACCAAAAUAACCCAAGUUUCGCUUGUAUUCUGCUUCUUCUUUAUAUUAGAUGUACAGAGAGUUUGAAAGGCUGACAGAGGAACCAAUCAAGGAAAAGUUAUAAGCAGGGUUUUCUAAUUAUGCAGAGCCACUACUAGAAAUAUGCAAGACUGCCAAGCAAGGAUUGGAGCUCAAGAACCUGAACUUGGCUGCAGCAGCAGAAAAUGAUGUAAAUAAGGAAGGUAAGUUAUCGACUAUCAAUUAGCAGUGGAUUUGCAAAAAUCCUUGUGAGGAACAAACAAGGCAUAAGCGAUAUUAUGUCUCGCCCACUUAUGAAAAUAACCAGAAAUAUUGUGAUUUGUGAGGGCAUGCAACAAAAUUGUAUCAAAACUUCAUUGUGAAAUGACUGGGAUGGAAUAAGAGUCUUGCCCAUAAACUUUAAUGUUGACCUCAAAAUGAACUACACCUACAACCCAAGUUUGGUCGAUAAUACCCUUUGGGUCACCCGCGCAUUCUUCAUGACAAUUACCCACCUGUUGGUCAGAUAUUUGGGCUAAUUCAAUGUGAAAUUACACUUCCAUAAAACCUCUACCACCCUGUACUGCCUUACUGAUCCUUCAAUAAAUUAGCGUUUCCUCUCUGCGUGGCAUGCGAAGAAUCCCUCAAUCAAAGUAAGUGUGCACAUUCGGAUAGCAAGAGAAAACAGCUAUUAUGAUCUGCGUAUGCGUGAGGUUUGGCAUUUUGAGAGAUCUAACCAUUAUGAAGAAUAUACGAAAUCGGGUUGUCUUUUCGCAGGGUACAUAGAUAUGCCUUCAUGAAAUAAAAGCAGGAGGCAUCGGGGUAUCCAUCCGAUGUGAAAACACCGGAAGAGCAAAAACAAUAUGUGAAAAACUACUUCGAACACGAAGGUAUUUUGCUUGACCCUCAAAAUAUUGUAAAGAAUCCAGGCCUACGCGCCAUUUCAAAACAAAUCAUGAAUGUACUUUGAGGGAAAUUCGCCGAACGUAAUAACUUGAGUCACACCAAGUAUGUAAAAACCUCUGUGGAAUUACUUGAAUGUUUCAAUGAUGACAGUGUUACCAUUCAUGACAUUACAGUUGUGAAUAAAAUGGUACAGAUAAAUUACACACGCAGCGAGGGGUUUGUAGACCAAAAUGUUUACACUAACAUUAUCGUAGCAAGCUUUAUCACUGCCCUAGCAAGGUUGAAGUUGUAUUCUGUAUUAGAAAUGCUUGGGGAUAGGUUCCUGUACCAUGAUAUGGACAGCGUGGUGUUUAGAACAAAUCCCUCACUCGAAUCCUCUGACCCCAAAUGGGCGAUUAUUUGGGGUAUCUAACAAAUGAAAUCGACGCUACCAAUGAAGAAUACACAUGGCUGUGUGGUGGCCUAAAAAAUUAUAGUUACAAAACUAACUUAAGGUAAGGUAGGGAAUACCGUCUGUAAAGUAAGAGGUUUUACCUUGAAUAAUGCAAAUUCGCUUGUUAUCAACCACAAUGCAUUAAGAGAACUCAUAUCUCAAAACUCAAAACGUGCAAUAAAUGUAUCUAAAAUAGUACGCAAUAUAUACAGACUAAGACCAUCCAUACAGAAGAGAGGAAAAAAGAUUAUCGGAUUGUUUUCACGAAAAGGGUUCGAGUGGGGGACGGUACUAAAAAUAGGACAUGAGGAUAUCCCUUAAAAUAUAGAGAAACAUAUAUAAUGAAAGGUGGUAUUCUCAUAGAUUUUAUAGAAAAAGACACGCUUAUACCCCCUUCAAAUGUGUAUUUAUACAUUGUCCUAAAUUUUCAGAUUCACUUUUUAUAUUAUCCUUCUUAAGAAGGUUGUUGUUGCUGUUGAAUACCUUAAGAUGGAUAGAUCAUCAUUUCUUAGAAUUCAACAAUCCGUUAUGAGGGGUAUUCCUCAAAAUUCAUUUUGCAUGAAUUUCCUUACUAUUGUGCUCUUUGUAAUCAUUUUAUUCUCAAAUUUUUUUCUUGAUGUAAUACUUACAAAGCAGACCACUGGUAAUGAUACAGUUGGCUUGUCGUAUUCAAAUUCCUCUAUUGGCGAAGAGAGCUUCGCGAGUUCUUUCUCCAUUGACUGAAAUAAGAUUCCUUUGUGCACCUUUUUUUUAGUCUAUGAAUAUAUAUAUAAAUUAGUAACCGUUUAUGCGUCACUCCACCCACAUUUCUUACAAUAGAUUGAUUUUACGUUGCAUUCACUUACUCGUGUUUUAAUUGUUUUAUAUUUUAUAUAAUAUAUGUGCAUGGCUCCAAUCAUGGGUACCCCUUGUCAUAGGACAAUUUAAAUCUUCACAGUAAUAAAAUAAAAUCAUCCUAACCAUCAAACUUACUUUUAUCUUCAGAAGAAAAUAUAAGAUAAGCUGAAAUGACCUGAAAAUAUAACCCAACUUGUUUUCCUGAUUUUUAAUUGAAUUUUUUAAGGCACCAAAUAAGGUUUUUUGCCGUAUGAAAUGUUGCACACGGGAAUGACAAAGUUUGUUUUAUUUACUGCUGUAAGAAAUAUAUCUUUCUGUUAACAAAAUGCCAAUUAAAUUAUAAGAAAAUGUCAGUAGUGUGUGUUCGAUUUGUUUAUUUCGUGAGAUUGACUUCUUGAAAGAUUUUAUUACCCGCCAAAAUAUAUGUUUGCGUACAAAACGCUUCGUGUCCUCCGGCCCGGCCCUGACUUGUCCCGCUCAAAAUAUAGGUAGAAUAAUCAUCUGGGUCUUAUUUGUGGCCAAUUUGAAGAGUUUCAAUUAAUGGCAAAACAGUACCGAUCAUAUAUUUGGUUUUGUGUUUUUCCCGACGACAUAAUUCAUUUCUAAAAUUUUUCAUUAUUUUUUGUGUCCAUCCCGUUAUGAACGCAAACGCACCAUUUUUUAAAAGACGAAAAUUUGUAAUUGUCAAAAUAUGCCGUUGUUUGGCAACGUAUAUUGCCACUAGUUAUAAUCAGCAUGAAAGCUUUCGACUUCGACGCAGUGCACACGCUACAGGCGAUCUGUAUCGGUCGUGUCUCGUCCUACCAGUUGGGUUAUGUACGCAAACUGAGUUGAAUUGGAGGGUCGCAUGCCGUGGUGAAUUGGUUAUUUUUCGUUCUUCACUUUGCUCCAAGAAAAAGAAGUCGUCGAGUGGAAGGCAAGAUGGAUGGUUCUGAGACUGAGAGUGCAGCUGUUGCAGAGAAAAGAGCAUUACGUCCAAGAGCACCAAAAAAGAAGACAAUACCUCCUAUCGUACUCAAGGAAUCAAACCGGCGGGGAAAGGCUGAAUACCACAGGGAAUAUCGCAGCAGAAGAAAAAAUUGCAAAGAGAUAUACAAGGCAUUCAGAAAACAAGAGAACGCGAGGAUCAAGGACUACAGAAAUAGGCAAAGUGAGGAGGCCAAACAAAGAGCAAAAGAAUUGCAACGUGAGCGACAACGACGUUACAGACAAA
This is a messenger RNA of Lytechinus pictus (painted urchin), 12734 nucleotides long. RefSeq lists its product as uncharacterized. Bases 74 to 2779 code for a protein of 901 amino acids. Gene Ontology annotation, biological process: DNA integration. The record is from RefSeq and is a predicted model, not a curated record. The transcript has 2 exons. Lineage: Eukaryota; Metazoa; Echinodermata; Echinoidea; Temnopleuroida; Toxopneustidae. Gene Ontology annotation, molecular function: nucleic acid binding.